AUGUGGGAGAUAUACGGCCAUGGUCCGGUCGUAGAUUCCGUUUUGUCAGUGGUAUUCAUAAUAAAUGUUGUUUUUGUCAAGGCUUUAGAAUGUCAAGAAAAGGCUCCAAGUGAAGAAGGUCUGGGAUACAAAGUUGUUUUGAAACUAACUAAAAAUGUACCUGCUGGCUCUUUAGUUGUGUUUGAUAACUUCUUCACUAGCAUUCCCCUAAUAGAGAUCUUAUAUGAAAGAAAUAUUUACAGUGUUGGCACAGUGCGAUUGACAAGGAAAGGAAUGCCAGAAGAAUCCACUUCAAAAAAAUCUGGGUACAGUGAAGAGAUGAAAAUGAAGAAAAAAGAACAGAUGAAGCUUGCGGUUAAACUAUAG
Parnassius apollo (apollo) is the source of this 366-nucleotide messenger RNA. The record is from the annotation of a GenBank genome assembly. Lineage: Eukaryota; Metazoa; Arthropoda; Insecta; Lepidoptera; Papilionidae.